Messenger RNA from Drosophila pseudoobscura, 4467 nucleotides. It is a transcript of the gene NPFR, whose product is annotated as Neuropeptide F receptor. Gene Ontology annotation, biological process: G protein-coupled receptor signaling pathway. Lineage: Eukaryota; Metazoa; Arthropoda; Insecta; Diptera; Drosophilidae. The record is from RefSeq and is a predicted model, not a curated record. Gene Ontology annotation, cellular component: plasma membrane; neuron projection. The transcript is spliced from 5 exons. The coding region runs from base 2069 to 3655 and encodes 528 amino acids. Gene Ontology annotation, molecular function: neuropeptide binding; neuropeptide Y receptor activity.
UCUGCGCAGCUGUUGGGCCAAAACAAACCCGAAAGCGAUGGCCAGUAGCCUGUUGACGGCUAACAACUGAGCGGCACGUUCAGUUCUGACUUGUGUCUUACGCGGCGUAUACGCAACGAGCGGCAUCGGCUGCAGUACGGUUUGGAGGCAAGGCUAUAUAAGCAAGGGAUGCGCCCCGAAAGCCAACAGAUGGUCGCUGACUGUGCACGCGUGUGGUUAUCGGAGAUCAGUAAACACCCAAACUAAACGCUGAACAUUAAUGUAAUAAAAACUGUGCACACAAAAAAGAACGAAGAGGGGAAAAUACGUAAUAAUGAAAAUGCUGCCGCACAUUUAUUUAACAUUUUGAUGUGGCAAGCAGGAACACCGCCGAAAUUCUUUGGAUCGACAAAAAUUAUCUGCUACUGAAGGUAUGCUCCCAGCGAUGUGUGGAAAACGUUUUGUGUUUGCUUUUCCAACGAUUUCAACGAUCCAACGAUGUGCCGCCAUUAAAUUGUUGAAGGCGUGAAAAUUUCGCACAAGCCGUGAAGCGCUUCGUCGUAAAUGCAAACGCAAAACGAAAACGUCUGUAUUGCGGCAAAGUGGGCCGCGGAAAUUCGCUAAUAACCCGCCGGACGCGCAAUCGUCGUGUUUUUUUUUUUAUUAUGAUUAUUUUCUGGGGCCGCUUCGAUGAAUCCAAAAUGCAAUUCGCGGCGUUCGCACAGUGAGCGGUUCGGGCUUUGGCUUCGAAUGAAAGUAAUCGUAAGAAAAUAUUAGUGUGUUGGGUGUCUCUCGCGUUACCGUGAGGGGACGUUUACGGCUAUAAUGCAAACUGACGUGUACAAGGGGUGGGAAAACGACUACGAGUCUUCGGUCAGUGAAAAUGCGCAGGAAGUUGUGGGUCAUUCAAACGAAUCGAAUGGAAAAUCAGUGUCUACCGUGCAACCCGGGAAGAACGAGCGCCACAAAGUCGGCGAAUUACUGAAGGAUGUGUCUGGCUGGUGCACUCAGAUAUAAACCAAAAGCAAUUUGCUUAAUGGCCAUAUUAAUGGAUUCCGAAUAAUGAAACAUAAUCGAUAUUCGGUUAAUGGACUUUCGUGCGUGAAUUAAAGUAUUGAAAAGAAUAUGGAGACACUGAUUAAUGAAAAGAUUAAGUGAGCGAUUUUUUUGCAAGUUUUUCCUAGAGAAAGACGAAGCUCCUAUUUCAAUUUCUUAUAUCUUCUACCUUCAAUUGCUUCAGUUCAUCUUAAAGACUUAUGCUAUUAAGGAGCAACUGAAGGUGGGUUGGGUGGCAUAUUCAUUAGACUUCUGAGGCUAAUCUUCUUAGGCCGUCGAUUCAUCAAAACUUCGUAGUGCCAUGUGCCUUGGCUGCUCAGCUAUGCAUAAGUUCAGUCUCUGUACCAGCUGUGGAGCAGGGAACGACUGCGCCUGAGCAAUGCAAUCAGGGACAGGAGACCGAGACCGAGAUGCACCGAGUUGCUCCGAAAGUUAUGCAUACCAAUACAUGCAAAUGUGCAGCUCUGCUGUGCUCUGCUCGAAGAUGCCCCAAAGAACAACAAUUUUGUAGAAACUUCUCCGGGCCAUGGGGCCUGUGUUUGCUAUAAAUUCUUCAAGCACCGAGGAUUAGGUUGCUGCGAGCUCAGCAACUUUGUCCCGAAAGAAUUUUUGAAGCAUUUUAAUUAAGUUGAUUUGGGGGGCCAGAGCCAUCCAACUUGUCAGCCGUCAGCUGAACGGGCGGCAAGUGCAUCCACAUGGUCGCGUGGUAUAUAUCUUUCAUUUCUUUGGGCGUGGGCCACUUGAGGCAUCCACGUAUAUGCUAAAAAAUUCAACAAUUGCCUGGUCCCCUACGGAAACGUGUACAUUAGCAGAAAUUGCGUUUUUUUCUCUCAUUUUGAAUUCGAGCAGCGAAUAUAAAUCAGGAAAAUUCCCGCGAGUGCAUUCGGAAUUGCACACUAAAUGAAUAAAUGUUGGCGUCGCAGCCAUAAGUACAACAAAAAUUCACUCCUGUCACACCCAGAUACAAACAGCAAACAGGAGACAGCCAGAAGAAUACGCUCGGGGCACUGGCAGCGGGAGCGUUGGCAGGAAGAUGAUAAUCAGCAUGAAUCAGACAGAAUCGGUGCCCCUGGCUGCUGUGCAGACGCUAAGCGGAUACGCCAGUAGCAGCAACGGUGUCCGGUUUCUCGAUGACCACCAUCCCCUGGACUAUCUGGACGUGGGAGCGGUGGGAACCGCCUCGCAUGCUCUCACCAAUGGUACAAUCAAUGUCACCACAACAGAGUACAACGAGACGGGCAGAGGACCCCUGGACCCGGAGCUUGUCGAACGAUUCCUGAGCAAUCGGGCAGUGGACAGUCCUUGGUACCACAUGCUAAUUAGCAUGUACAGUGUCCUAAUCGUGUUCGGGGCUCUGGGCAAUACACUGGUGGUCAUUGCUGUCGUCCGAAAGCCAAUUAUGCGCACGGCCCGUAACCUCUUUAUACUCAAUCUGGCCAUCUCGGAUUUGCUUUUAUGCCUGGUCACCAUGCCGCUGACACUUGUGGAGAUCCUAACCAAGUACUGGCCCCUCGGCUCCUGUUCCAUCCUCUGCAAAAUUGUCGCCAUGCUUCAGGCACUUUGCAUAUUCGUUUCGACAAUAUCCAUAACUGCCAUCGCCUUUGAUCGAUAUCAGGUGAUUGUGUACCCCACCAGGGACAGUCUACAGUUUGUGGGAGCCGUCACAAUACUGGCCGGAAUCUGGCUGCUGGCCCUGCUGCUGGCCUCGCCGAUGUUCAUUUAUAAGGAGCUGCUCAGCGAGGAUACACCACUUCUGCUGCAGCAGAUUGGGCUGCAGGAACAAAUAAGGUUCUGUAUCGAGGACUGGCCGACCAGCAACGGCCGCUUCUACUACUCGAUCUUCUCGCUGUGCGUGCAGUACCUGGUGCCGAUCCUGAUCGUGUCGGUGGCCUACUUCGGCAUCUACAACAAGCUGAAGAAUCGCAUCACCGUCGUCACCGUGCAGGCCUCGUCACAGCGCAAGGUGGAGCGCGGCAGGCGCAUGAAGCGCACCAACUGCCUGCUUAUAAGCAUCGCCGUCAUCUUCGGUGUGUCGUGGCUGCCGCUGAACUUUUUCAACCUGUACGCGGACAUGCAGCGCUCGGGGUCGGGCCCCACCUCGAAUAUGCUCGUGAUAUACGCCAUUUGCCAUAUGAUUGGCAUGAGCUCGGCCUGCUCCAAUCCGCUGCUCUAUGGAUGGCUCAAUGAUAACUUCCGUAAAGAAUUUCAAGAAUUAAUAUGUCGUUGCACUGAAUCCACUAAUGUUGCUCUUAAUGGUCACACGACAGGCUGCAACGUGCAGGCGGCGGCGGCGCGACGGCGACGCAAGCACGGCGCCGACAUCUCCAAGGGCGAGCUGAAGCUGCUCGGCCAUAGCGGCGCCGCACUCUGCGGGGGUGCCAACGGUGGCGAUGGUGAUGCCACAGGUGGUGGUGUGAGCAUGGCUGCCACCGAUUUCAUGACCGGACAUCAGGAAUGUGGACUGCGGAGCGCCAUGACCGAGUCGGUGGCGCUCACCGAGAAUCCCAUGCCCACGGAGGUCACCAAGCUGAUGCCUCGCCCUGACAAGCUGAAUGUCGAAGUUGCAUGUGGCAGUUGCCGAGUGUUGUUGGAAUGCUGUGACGUUAUUGGUUUUAAGUAGCAAUCGAAUAUGACUCAACAGUUUAUGGACAUUUACAGUUUGGAACAAUACUAAAUUGCAUUUUGCAUAUAUGUACUUGUACUCCAUUUCCUCCUCCUUCCGACUUUGUGCAAUCCCAGGCCCCGAGGAGCAGCGAGAGCCGUGAGAAUCGUGUGAGUGAUGCGACGUACGACGAGUUGCUUCCCAGUUCGUUUUUAGAAUUUACAUGAAUACGAUAUAUUGUCCAGUGAUCCAAAGCCAAGCUGAGUUAAACUUAAGUUGAGACAGACAACGAGGAGAAACCACUACUGACCCAUGUAUAUGAUAUGUACAUAUAUACUAUAUAUUCCUAAAUCAUCACCUUCCGUAUCACGUUCAUUGACAAAAAGACUUAGUCUAGUGACUAUUUUGGUUGAUCAUUUCCAUAUCGAAUUCCGAAAAGUAAUUGAUUGAGCCCCCAACUGAAAUUCGGGAAUUUGAUAAGUCGAUAAUAAGUUCCCAUUAUACAUACAGUUCCUAAGAAGCGAUCUAUUGUGUUUAAACCUCAUAUUUUCGUUUCCCCUCAGAGACCUCGAUACCUUUUCGAAUAAGCUAGCCAUAAAUACAUAGCUCAUACAUAUAUUAGAUGUGCAGUGUGUCAUUUUCUAUAAAUAAGAACAUAUAAAAUUCACAAAUCCAAAUAGUUAUAAUUGACAACUGUAUAAUAUAAUAAUCUUAUCCGUAAGUUUAAAGUACAUAAUUGUCAGUUCUUACUACUAUAUAAACCGAUGUUUGCCGUCUGCUGGCAUUUCUCUAAUGCCACAAUGAAUUUUAAUAAAUGUUGUUUACAAAUC